ACAACCCCUCGAAGAACGUGUUAUGUAUUCCUAUGUCAACAAAUAACUCCAAAUUAGCAAAACGAUAAUAAAUACUCCACUCCGUAAUUCUUUUGUCUUUUGUUGGAGUAAUUGAUUUCCUGUAGUCUAAUUUCACGCCUAUCUGCUUUCUUCAGCUCAGAACAUGUCAACUGAGAAAAGUCCGCUUGAGCAAACAUCACCAGCUGUUGCAUCGUCAUGCCGAAAAAAGAAGUCUGAAAGUGCUACAUUUUUGGAGGAUGUAAAGGAUCAUAUUGAUGAGUUUAUACAUGCCUCAAUGGAUGAACACGCAACUUGCUUCAAGAAGACCAUCAAGAAGAUGUUUGGGAUGUCUAAAAUUGUUGCUGAAAGAAAUGCUGAAGCAAAAGAGGUUGAGAGCUCACUUCCUCUCCGAACUGUUGUAUCCGAAUAAAGAUUCCCUAUGUAGAAAGAGGUAAAAGGAUGGUGAGAUUGGAGGGUCAAAAAGUAUGUGCAUUCUAAAGCCGUUAAACAUUAAGUUUUAUCAUUCUAUCACAUGUAUAAGUAAACAAAAAUGAGAUUUUCUUGCCUAAGAAGCCUUUCGGCUUUUGCAUCUGCUGGUUUUACCACACAUCAGACAUGUCUAGCUAAAAUAAAGGGGCGUUACAAUAA
Molecule: messenger RNA, 648 nt
Organism: Lycium barbarum (goji berry)
Lineage: Eukaryota; Viridiplantae; Streptophyta; Magnoliopsida; Solanales; Solanaceae
Exons: 3
Coding region: 164-430 (88 amino acids)
Source: RefSeq, a predicted model, not a curated record